GCGAAAAUCGAACCAUAUGGGAUGCCUAGAACACAGAACGUUCAAGCGUGAUCUAGUUCGGUAUAAAUAGGAACUGUGUCGAUUGGAUAAGUAUCAUAAUUAGACCAAGCGUUGAACCGAGCAGUUCGAAUCAACUCUCUCUAAAGACCAAUCAUGAAGUGCAUCAUCGCUGCAGUCAUUUUGGCCAUGGCCGUUGUCACCGAAGCCGGAGUGGUUCCAUGGGGAUGGCCACAUGCCGCUGGUCUGCCAGCCGCCGUUCCUGUAGCUGCGUGGCCGGGAGCUCAUGGCUGGGGAGCUCAUGGUUGGGGUGCUCCCGGAUGGCCAUUGGCUGGCGCUUGGCCAGCUGCUGUUCCUGCUCUCCACGCUGCUGCUCCACUUCUCGCGGCUCCUCAUGCUCCAGUCGCUUCGGUUGCUCAUCAUGCCGGAGUUGUUCCCGGAGCUACCUCUGUCACCGCCAACCGUGGAUCCGUCCAUGUUGCUCCUCUGCCAGGACAUGCCAUUUCACAGCAGCAGCUCAACCUUGCCCCAGCUCCAGGAACCAUCUAAAAUGUGAUAACUAGUCCCACGCCUCCCGAAUCGGAAAUCAAUGGCCACCGAACUGUGCGGCAACGCACUUCCCUCCGAGGACGACUUGUGCAAUCAACAGAACUCGAGAUCGUUAAAAGUGAUAUACUCAUUAGAUGAUAAGGCAAAGCUACUGCAAACAACAACUGAAAAACACGAGAGAUUCGUAUUUACAUGAUAGCAAGAUUGGAAUAAAAAUGAUACCUGUUUUUAUUGCAAAACA
Toxorhynchites rutilus septentrionalis is the source of this 787-nucleotide messenger RNA. RefSeq names its product adult cuticle protein 1-like. The transcript has 2 exons. NCBI's taxonomy places the organism in Eukaryota, Metazoa, Arthropoda, Insecta, Diptera, Culicidae. The record is from RefSeq and is a predicted model, not a curated record. Bases 154 to 546 code for a protein of 130 amino acids.